AUGUACCGGCAGAUUGUAGUGCAUCCGGAAGACCGGUACCUGCAACGGAUCCUAUGGACAAAAGACAAGCAAGUGACUGACUAUUGCCUGAAUACGGUUACCUACGGCCCAGCAAGCGCGCCUUACCUCGCCCUCCGCGUAUUGCGCCAGCUUGCGAGCGACGAAUCGAACCGCUUCCCGCUGGGCGCGGAGGUACUUAAGCGGGACGUCUACAUGGAUGACAUCCUCGGUGGAGCCGCCACUCUGGAGACCUGUCAGCAACUCAGACAUCAGCUGCUGCGUUCGACGGACGCGUUACUACCGUCAGCGGAACACUCGGUGCUAGGCUUGCGCUGGAGCCCGGAGGACGAUCACUUGUCCUUGACGGUCCGGCGAUCGGACAACGUCGCUCCAACAAAGCGCACGAUUCUGUCCCAGACAGCUCGGCUGUUUGACCCUCUAGGUUGGCUGGCACCGAUCGUCGUCGGGGCGAAGCUCCUCAUUCAGACUACGUGGUUGCAACAACUGGACUGGGAUGCCCCCCUGGCCACGGAGGAGGCUACCGCUUGGGCCAGACUGGAGGGGGAGCUCCCGAUCCUGGAGGAAAUUAAAAUCCCGCGUUGGUUCCACUGCCAUGCCUCUGUCGACACCAUCGAGAUUCACGGCUUCUCGGAUGCCUCCGAGCGAGCCUGCGCGGCCGUCGUCUACUUGCGCGUCGUUAACGCCGGCGAGGCCUACAUCUCGAUCGUGAUGGCAAAGACGAAAGUCGCUCCUCUCAAGCGGGUCUCCUUGCCACGGUUGGAGCUCUGCGCUGCAUCCCUGUUGGCGAAGCUGAUCGGGCACCUACAGACGUCGCUCGAGUUGAGCGCGGUCCCCACGUUCUUAUGGACGGACUCCACCGUCACGUUGGCCUGGAUUCGUGGCCAUCCUGCCAAGUGGACGACCUACGUGGCAAACAGGGUGGCGGAGAUCCAGCGGUUAACCAGGGACGCGAUGUGGAGACACGUGCCGGGGGCGGAGAAUCCGGCGGACUGUGCAUCUCGAGGGAUCUCACCGCGGGAGCUGUCGGAACACCCCCUGUGGUGGCAGGGACCGGGCUUCCUCAGGGGGGAUCCAACCUCAUGGCCGAAGGAUCCCAGCUUGCCGGAGCAAUCCGACCUGCCCGAGCGACGCACCGUCCGGUGCCUCGUAGUCGCCGAGGUGGAGGAACCCGAGGAGUUGACGAGGUUCUCGUCGCUUCGCCGCCGUCUGCUGCGCGUCUCGGCCUGGGCCUGGCGUUCGUGGUCACACCGUAAGGCCGUCGACUGCGAUGGGCUGGCGAGGGACCUGCCGCCAACCUUGAGCCCGGACGAAAUCGACGCGGCGCUUACCCGAUGGAUACGCGUAGUGCAGGCGACAACUUUUCGCGGGAGUUGGGGGCUGUCCGAACUGGCCGCCCGGUGUCAGGGCCGCUUCGUAAACUCACACCCUUCCUCGAUGAUAAGGGAAUCCUACGAGUCGGAGGAAGAAUCAAGCACGCGUUAUUGGAUCAGGAUCAACGACAUCCGAUCAUACUGCCGCCCCACUCGCACCUGA
Vollenhovia emeryi is the source of this 1554-nucleotide messenger RNA. RefSeq lists its product as uncharacterized. The record is from RefSeq and is a predicted model, not a curated record. NCBI's taxonomy places the organism in Eukaryota, Metazoa, Arthropoda, Insecta, Hymenoptera, Formicidae. The transcript is spliced from 2 exons. Bases 1 to 1554 code for a protein of 517 amino acids.